AUGCGCACAAUAAAUUUGCGGCGGCACAGUAAAACGAGCAGGUCGACACGGCGACACCGGCGACUUUGUAAAACGUCAGAGCGGACUGGGUCGCGAGCGUGCGUGGCGGCUGUCGCGCACGGUCGCCGGCCGCCGCCGCGCACCGUCCGCCCGCCGAAAGCCGAGACGCAGCGACGCCCAAACGUAGCAAAUACGACGGCCAGCGCCCACCGUUGC
Brenthis ino (lesser marbled fritillary) is the source of this 216-nucleotide messenger RNA. NCBI's taxonomy places the organism in Eukaryota, Metazoa, Arthropoda, Insecta, Lepidoptera, Nymphalidae. The record is from the annotation of a GenBank genome assembly.